GACGACGACGAGGACGACGUUGGGCCGAUGCCGGCGCCGCGGGUGGAGGGCGUGACGCCGUCUGGCUACGGAGGCGCGCUGCUGCCGGGCGAGGGGGAGGCGAUCGCCGCUUACGUCGCCGCGGGGAAGCGGAUCCCGCGGCGCGGCGAGGUCGGCCUCUCCGCCGAGGAGAUCGAGAGCUUCGAGUCGAUGGGCUACGUGAUGAGCGGGUCGCGGCACAAGCGGAUGAACGCGGUGCGCGUGCGCAAGGAGAACCAGAUCUACUCGGCCGAGGAGAAGCGCGCGCUGCAGAUGUUCAACUACGAGGAGAAGCAGAAGCGCGAGGCGCAGAUCCUCGCCGACUUCCGCUCGCUCGUCCAAAACAAG
Messenger RNA from Emiliania huxleyi CCMP1516, 366 nucleotides. RefSeq lists its product as hypothetical. The transcript has a single exon. Gene Ontology annotation, molecular function: chromatin binding. The annotation marks the transcript as partial. Gene Ontology annotation, biological process: regulation of gene expression. Gene Ontology annotation, cellular component: nucleus. The record is from RefSeq and is a predicted model, not a curated record. NCBI's taxonomy places the organism in Eukaryota, Haptophyta, Isochrysidales, Noelaerhabdaceae.